Molecule: messenger RNA, 1038 nt
Organism: Aplysia californica (California sea hare)
Lineage: Eukaryota; Metazoa; Mollusca; Gastropoda; Aplysiida; Aplysiidae
Exons: 4
Coding region: 298-771 (157 amino acids)
Molecular function (GO): protein binding
Source: RefSeq, a predicted model, not a curated record
AUGUCUUUUGGAUAAAUGAUCGUUUUUCCUUCCUUCCUUCCUUCCUUCCUUCCUUUGGCUGGCCUCCGUUAGGAGAGCGGCAGUAUGCCGCAGGCAGACAGGUAAGCCGCAACCUCUUGUGGCCUCGUCCAGACUACAUCUGGGCCCGGUCUCGCGUUGUUCUCCAAAAGUGGGCCUCAAUGUGCUUCCCCCCGCGGGCACUCAUACAGUGCAUGCUGCAGGUCGUCAGGACUUGUGCCACACGCCAGACAGGAAUCAUUGGGAGCGGAGCCUAAUGCAUGGAGAUACGUCUGCAGGAUGGGGCUCUUCGCGUUACAUCUUAGCUGCGAUAACACUCUUCUCUGUCUAACGAGACAUAAGAAGUGUCCAUUCAAUGGAAAGAAAUCAGGCUUUGAAAUGAAGGAAAAAGAUAUGCAACGACAAAACGUACGAGUAGAGCCUUCCCCGAGUGACCUUGGCCUGGAGCAAGUUUCCGGCUUCUUACCUGUGGAGUUGAUCCUGGUUCACGCCAACCAUGGGACCAUGUCAUUCUUCAAGACUCUGAUCCCAAUCUUACACAGGGUGGAUAAGCUGAAACGGGAUCUGGCUGACUUGCUUUGUCUUCGACCUGAUCAACAAGACUGGUACUUCAGAGGGAAACUGUUGCAGGACAGCAGUACACUUUUUCAGUGUGGAAUUAAGAAAGACGAUAAACUGACCGUUAAAGAGAAGGUCCUGGAGGUUGAGGAGGAAGAAGAGAGUCAAAAUGAAGCCAUUGGUGGUCCUGAAUGAUUUUUGUACACGAUUUAUUGCUGGGUUUUUUAGGAGAAUUACCCAAUGAGCUGCUUUUGUUUUGAAGGUGUUAUGCUCUGGCUGGGGAACCAGAAGAAACGGGUCGACUAUUUUUUGUUUGUUUUUUAGACCAUUGCUGAGGUCCUCAAGAAAAAUCAGGAAUCAGCGUGCACAAUAGAAGUACAGUAGUCUCCGCUUAAACGCACGCCAUACAAAAGCACGCUCCGCUCAAACGCCCGCUUUCUGCAUUUGACAAAUUUUUUACGA